This is a messenger RNA of Brassicogethes aeneus, 2020 nucleotides long. Lineage: Eukaryota; Metazoa; Arthropoda; Insecta; Coleoptera; Nitidulidae. The record is from the annotation of a GenBank genome assembly.
CCAGAUUAGAGAGACUUUGCAGUAUCAAGUUCUAACCCGAUAUCUGUACGACCGCUAAGCGCUUAAGACUUUUUAAUACUUUCAUAGGAUUUCACGGAAACCGCUUCGUGUCACGCGUCUCGAUCCGGCAGUGAUUUGUAAGAUAUUAAUUUUUAACUCAUUCGGACCAUUUUUAACGUGCACAAUUGAAAUCAUUACGUUUUCGAUUCGCUCAUAUCGUGUCGAGUGUUUUUAACUGUGAUAGACUGUGAUUUCCUCCAUCACCAUCAUCACCUCAACAAAUCUACAAUCUAACAGCUCCACAUGGGAUUGUUGGUCGGGUCCUAAGAAAUCGCCGUACGAACAACCACACCUCGAAAUUUUCGAGAUGGAGAGAAUGGAAUCGAUGAACGAUCCGACGCUCUGCCUGCAGGACCUGGUGACCGGUGUGACCACGUCUUCGGCGAACAAUUCGGAUAUGCACAACGUUCAUCAUCUGCACGAUUCCGUCAGUGCAUCCGUGUCGGUCAGUUCGGCCAUGUCCGGCAUCAUGUCCGGGUCUUCGUCGCUGAAUCACCACGUCACCUCGCACGAGCCGUCGCAUCACCACGGCGUCGUGCCGCACACGCCGUCUCUUCACCACGAACCUUUGGAGAAACUUAAACUUUGGGCGGAGACCGGAGAUUUCCGUGAUGCACACUCCGGAAUGUCCGGAUCCACUACCAUGGAACACCCUCAAUUGCCUUUUCCAACAGCAGCUAGAUCGAGAACCAGAGAUCGCAAAGCGAGUAGGUCGUUAACGGAUCCCAUCAAAACUGAAUCUGGAGUAGGGGUCGACGCAUCCGAAGGUGAUGAUGGGAAAAACGAUAAGAAAACAAAGCGGCAAAGGCGACAAAGGACGCAUUUUACUAGUCAACAACUGCAGGAAUUAGAAGCCACUUUUGCGAGAAAUCGGUAUCCUGAUAUGAGCACCAGGGAAGAAAUUGCCAUGUGGACGAAUUUAACUGAAGCUAGAGUUAGGGUGUGGUUUAAAAACCGCAGAGCAAAGUGGAGGAAACGCGAAAGAAACGCGAUGAACGCGAUGAACGCAGCUGCCGAAUUCAAAACCGGCUUCGGCACUCAAUUUAACGGACUGAUGCCCACAAUCGCUGACGACAGCUUCUACUCGUCUUAUACAUACAACAACUGGGCUACCAAAGUUCCUAGUCCUUUAGGCGGAAAGCCCUUCUGGCCCGUGGUGCCUUCAAACCACCACCAAAGCCCAGUUAAUUGUUUUAAUACGGCUACUUCAGUAGCGUCAAUGACCGGAGCUGCAUCUUCAAUGCUUCCGGGCGGCAUGGGUUCCGGCUUGACUAGUACUUCCAAUGUUUCCGGGCAACCUUGCCCAUACACUACCCCCACGAAUCCGUAUACAAUGUAUCAUCACAGGGCUGCUACAGAACCGUGCACUGCCAUGUCGUCAAGUAUAGCUCAGUUAAGAUUAAAGGCUAAGCAACACCAACCGUUUGUAGGAUAUUCGAGUGUAAGCCCAGUGCGGUCGGGGUCAGCUGGGCUCUCGGCUUGCCAAUACGCAAGCAGCGGCAUAGGGGUUGGAGAGAGACCUGGCUGAGAACACGAGGCCCCCCUUGGGGUUCAACUGAAGCACGAAGACCAAGACGAUUAAAAAAUCUGGUAUAUUUUUCUAGCGGUUCUUAGCCAUUCGCCGUUCAAUCAAUCACUAGUGAUACAAAUAGAAAUUAUACAAGUUGCUAUUGUUUAAAAUCAUUACGAUCAUCACAAAUAUUUUCCUGCGAGUGUGAUAUGAUUAUGAUCAAACAAACAGUUAAAUAUGUAGCAAUAUUUGGUCUGAGUGUGGGCUGUUACAGUUCGUUAUGUAAAUAAAAUAAGUAGUUUGAUCGAUGUCUAUUGUAAAGUAGUCGAAAGACAUCAUUAAGUUAAAAUACCAAACAUUUUAUACUGUCAAUUUUAAUUCUUCCUCAAGGUAUAAGAAGAUGUGUAAAUAAAUUUAAUAAACUCUCAGUGGAAAUCUUCUUAUGCCCUU